AUGUUUACAGAAGAUACAAGACACCUGCAAUUCAAAACAGAAAACAGAAGAACCAAAAUAAGAUAUAAAUUAGUAACAUGGAAAAUAACCUUUACUGUCUUCAAUGGAAUUUUCUUGGUUCUGGGUGUUACUUUGGCAUUUGGUUUGUGGCUUUUAUUUGACAGGAAUAAUUUAUUUUGUGUAUUAUUUUCUUCAGGUGAGAACCAACUGGUGGUGUGUGUUUCUUUUAUGUUACUUGGAGUUGGAUCUCUUAUUAUUUUUACAUCAGUCGUGGGAUUCCUUGGAAAAGUUAAGAAAAUCAGAUGCCUACUAGUUACAUAUGUGUGUUUUCAAGUCCUGGUGUUUUUCACCCAGAUUGCCAUGUCAGCACUGAUAUUUUUGAAGAAAGAAGUGGUCUACCAUCAAUGGAACAACAGAAUUGAUGAAGUUAUUUCUGACUAUGGGAAUAAGAGUCUGGCUGAGAAGGAACCUGUGUGGAAUAUUCUGAAUGCUAUGCAGCAGAAUAUGGAAUGCUGUGGAAGAUACAAUGUCACACAGUGGGAAAAGAAUAAAAAUAAGGAAAAGCAUGCUCAGGUCCCAUGUUCGUGCACAAAAUCUAGCCUGAACAAAUGGUUUUGUGAUAUCCCAAGGAAUUCAACAUAUACUAUGGGUUGUGAAGAAUAUUUAGAUACAUGGUUUGAAAAUAAUGUUUUGAUCUUAAAUGGAAUUAAUAUCAGCCUGCUAAUUACACAGGUAGUUGUGAUCACGUUAUCCAUGAAGCUAUUUAUGAACAUCAGAAGGAAUAGUAUUUGGCCAAAUUAAUGAUGAAUUCAUUUGGGCAUUGCUGUUGUGCAAGAAGAUCUGUUUCCUUCCUGUGACAAUAAACAAAAGUUCACAUUGCACUGUAUGUAUUGUAAUCACCAGGAUAUUAACAUUUGGGCUAUAAUGUAUUUGAUUAUUUGAUUUGAUCAUAGUUGAUUUGAUAGUUUGAUUUGAUUUGCUCAUAGUUACAGAUAUAGCAAUAUGCUACAAAACUCUGUGUUUUGAAGUGUU
Molecule: messenger RNA, 1032 nt
Organism: Lagopus muta (rock ptarmigan)
Lineage: Eukaryota; Metazoa; Chordata; Aves; Galliformes; Phasianidae
Gene: TSPAN19
Product: tetraspanin 19
Cellular component (GO): membrane
Source: RefSeq, a predicted model, not a curated record